Molecule: messenger RNA, 2168 nt
Organism: Chroicocephalus ridibundus (black-headed gull)
Lineage: Eukaryota; Metazoa; Chordata; Aves; Charadriiformes; Laridae
Gene: LHX9
Product: LIM homeobox 9
Exons: 9
Coding region: 966-2159 (397 amino acids)
Biological process (GO): regulation of transcription by RNA polymerase II; neuron differentiation
Cellular component (GO): nucleus
Molecular function (GO): DNA-binding transcription factor activity, RNA polymerase II-specific; RNA polymerase II transcription regulatory region sequence-specific DNA binding
Source: RefSeq, a predicted model, not a curated record
AGUGGCGGCAAUAACAACCAUGGUGAUUAUGAUAAUAAUAUUUCUUAUUAUUGUACCUUGGCGCAGAUGGCCGUUGCUAUUUGAGGGAGAUUAAGAAGAGAGCGAGCCCCGUGAAGGCACCUCUCUCCCUGCGUGGUCAGCCGCUUCCCGGCACAGGCUGCCGGGUUCAGCUAAUCCCACCCGAGGGCUGCUCCCGCUUUUGCCCGGGAUGGCUUUAAACUUCCCGGUCGCCAGCGGGUUUAAUAAAAACCUGACUUUAAAAGUUCUCGCCAACCAGACCACGGGAGUAAGACGGACUUGCACGGCCCCGGAGCCGGGAAAGCAAAACUCUGCGCGCUCGGAGCUCACGGUCACCUGCCCCAAACCCGCUCCUCCUGCAGGGCUUUUCAGUCCCCCCACAGAAGUAAAGCCCCCUCCCGCCUCGGCACCCCCUCGCCCGCCACCUCCCUGGCUGCUUUCUCCAGAUUACCAAACUGGCCAACGUAGACCUAAGGGUCAGACGGCUCAGGGGAGAAGAACCGAAACUGUCACAGGAGUUAAGAAAAACAGGCAAACAAAGCCAAAGCGAGAAGUCAUCUCGCGUUGCUGCUCCAGAAAGCGCUCCCUGGCCGCAGGCUCCCCCCCUUUUAUUUACAACCAGCUCCCCAUUAACACCUCACCUGAUUACUGAGGAGCCGAGACAGCUAAUCAAGAAAAUCCAACAAACCAGCCAAAAUUGAGAGGGAUCCUCUGCUAGGAACAAGGAACAACCUCCAUCUACUGGCUAGAUCACUGCGUCUCUUCUCCAUCCAAAACCCAUCCCUCAUCACUCAUUAAGGAGGGUACAAUUUUGGAAGAAGCUUCUAAGGUCUCAAGGAAGCCCUCGGUGCUUGUGCAAAGAGAAGCUCCUAUUGCAACCUCCCUCCCUGCGCUGUUGCGCCUCGGUGUAAACAUUUUGGAUGAUCUAAAGACUCUGGGGUCUGUAUAUGGAAAUAGUGGGGUGCAGAGCAGAAGAAAAUACUUGUCCUUUCCGUCCCCCAGCCAUGCUUUUCCACGGGAUCUCCGGAGGCCAUAUCCAAGGAAUCAUGGAGGAGAUGGAGAGGCGAUCCAAGACCGAGUCCCGCCUGGCCAAGGGGGGACAGAUGAACGGCCGAGAAACGAACAUGCCCCCAAUGAGCCCCGAGAAGCCUGCUUUGUGUGCUGGUUGUGGAGGGAAGAUCUCAGACAGAUAUUACCUGCUGGCUGUUGACAAACAAUGGCACCUCAGGUGUCUUAAAUGCUGUGAAUGUAAACUGGCUUUGGAGUCAGAACUCACCUGUUUUGCCAAGGACGGCAGCAUUUACUGCAAGGAGGAUUACUACAGAAGGUUCUCCGUGCAGAGAUGUGCCCGCUGCCACCUUGGGAUCUCAGCCUCUGAAAUGGUCAUGAGAGCCAGGGAGUCGGUUUAUCACCUGAGCUGCUUCACCUGCACCACCUGCAACAAGACUCUGACCACAGGCGAUCACUUUGGCAUGAAGGACAACCUGGUUUACUGCAGGGCCCACUUCGAGUCCCUUUUGCAAGGAGAAUAUCCCCCUCAGCUGAGCUACACCGAGCUGGCCGCCAAGAGCGGAGGGCUGGCCCUGCCUUACUUCAACGGCACUGGCACAGUCCAGAAGGGGAGGCCCAGGAAACGAAAGAGCCCUGCCUUGGGAGUGGACAUCGUCAACUACAACUCAGGUUGUAAUGAGAACGAGGCAGAUCACUUGGACAGAGACCAGCAGCCUUAUCCCCCAUCCCAGAAGACAAAGCGCAUGCGCACCUCCUUCAAACACCACCAGCUUCGUACCAUGAAGUCCUACUUUGCUAUCAACCACAACCCAGAUGCCAAGGACCUCAAGCAGCUUGCCCAGAAAACAGGCCUGACCAAGAGAGUUCUGCAGGUUUGGUUUCAAAACGCAAGAGCCAAAUUCAGAAGGAACCUUUUGCGGCAGGAGAAUGGGGGUGUCGAUAAAGCUGAUGGCACCUCACUUCCGGCACCGCCCUCAGCAGACAGCGGCGCACUCACUCCACCCGGCACUGCGACCACUUUAACAGACCUGACCAAUCCCCCUAUCACUGUAGUGACAUCAGUGACCUCUAACUUGGACAGCCACGAAUCCGGGAGCCCCUCACAAACUACCUUAACGAACCUUUUCUAACAUUUCAGU